GGUUUUAGACAACUUAUGGACGAAAUUUUUAAGUCAGCAAAAUGUUUAUUUUGUGAAAUAUGCUUGAUUCACUUCCAAAAGAGAACCGGUAUCCUAGCUUCAGCUCGCAAGAUGAGUACCCAGCAGCACAACCUCGUGUUGGGGAACAUGAACCCCUGCAUCAAGAAGAUGGAGUACGCCGUCAGAGGUCCUCUGGUCAUCCGUGCAACACAGAUAGAGAAGGAAAUAGCAGCUGGUGUGAAGAAACCAUUUCCUAAUGUUAUCAAGGCUAACAUAGGAGAUGCUCAUGCCAUGGGGAACAAACCUAUCACCUUCAUUAGACAGGUGUUGGCCUUGAUCACUCAUCCACCUCUACUAGAAAGCAAAGACUUCCCUGAGGACGUUAAACAACGUGCCCGAGAUAUACUUCAUGGAUGCAAAGGAUCCAGUGUGGGUUCCUACAGUGACAGUGCCGGGAUUGAAAUUAUUCGUCGUCAUGUUGCUGAUUAUAUCUCAGAAAGGGAUGGUUUCCCGGCUAGUUGGGAGAAUAUUAUGCUCUGUGCUGGAGCUAGCGAGGGGAUCAGAGCCUGUCUCAAGCUUAUGACAAGUCCAGGUGAGGGAAGAAGACCUGGUGUUAUGAUCCCUAUUCCUCAAUAUCCUCUGUAUUCUGCCAGUCUUGCUGAAUACAAUAUGGAGCAGGUCGGGUACUAUCUUGAUGAGGAGAGGGGCUGGGCCCUGGACCCUGCUGAGCUGGAGAGAUCUAUUAAGGAGGCCAGGGCCCACUGUGACGUGAGGGCCAUUGUUAUUAUAAACCCUGGCAACCCAACUGGACAAGUUCUCACCAAGCAGAAUAUUAUAGAUAUCGUCAAGUUCGCCCACAAGGAGAAACUGUUCCUGUUUGCUGAUGAAGUCUAUCAACAUAAUGUUUACGUUUUUUUCCAUAAUUCUGCUAAGGUUACCAACGAGAUGGGUGCACCAUUCAACGAGAUCGAGAUGGCAAGCUUCAUGACCUGCAGCAAGGGAUACAUGGGAGAGUGUGGAAUCAGAGGAGGAUAUGCUGAGGUCCUGAACCUGGAUGCUGGGGUUAUGGCGAUGUAUCAGAAAUCAAUCUCCGCCAAACUUUGCCCGACAGUUAUAGGCCAGGCGUGUAUGGAUGCUGUAGUAAACCCUCCGAAGCCUGAUGAACCAAGUUAUGAAUCAUGGAAUUGCGAGGUUCAGGGAACACUGGCUAGCCUCAAGAGGCGAGCUGAAUUGGUUGCUAACACCCUAAACUCUAUUGAUGGAAUUCAGUGCAAUACUGUACAAGGGGCUAUGUACGCCUUCCCACAGGUGACCUUGCCUCCUGCAGCUAUAGCAGCUGCAGCUGAAGCCGGUCAAGCUCCUGAUGUAUUCUACGCGUUCAACUUACUGGAGAGCACAGGCAUUUGUGUUGUGCCAGGAUCAGGGUUCGGUCAGAGGCCUGGAACAUUCCAUUUUAGGACUACCAUUCUGCCACAGGAGGAGAUGACCAAGGACAUGUUGGGUCGUCUCAAGGAGUUCCACAUCAACUUCAUCAAGCAAUACUCAUAGGAAGUACAGUUUACAUUAUCUUCUUGAGCUUUCAAAGGUCACAAGAUUAGUCUUAUAUGCCCAACUUUAUAAAAAGUUUGAGCUAGUUAUCCUACAUUAACCAGUUUGAGCUAGUAUCCCCUAUUAACCAAAAAGGAAAUGUCUCACAUGUCUUAGAAAUAUUAAAAAAUAUAUGAAAAUUUUAA
Molecule: messenger RNA, 1733 nt
Organism: Eurytemora carolleeae
Lineage: Eukaryota; Metazoa; Arthropoda; Copepoda; Calanoida; Temoridae
Product: alanine aminotransferase 1
Exons: 19
Coding region: 16-1548 (510 amino acids)
Biological process (GO): biosynthetic process
Molecular function (GO): L-alanine:2-oxoglutarate transaminase activity; pyridoxal phosphate binding
Source: RefSeq, a predicted model, not a curated record